UUGUUCCCUCUGCUUGGAGUCCUCCUUGGCUCUUCCUCUCCUCUUUAGUAUGAAGGCACUCCUCAGCACAUGUCUCCUUUUUGGCCUCUUUUCUCCAGUGGCACUGAUGGAAUGCUAUUCCUGUACGGGAGAGGAGUGCGCAACACCAAAAAUUAAGAGCUGCCGAGAUGACCAAGAUGCCUGUGUUUCGGCCGUAUCUAAUGUCAAAAUGGGCGAAUUCUUACCAGAAUUACUCAUUCCUGCCAAGCGAUGUGGUAAGACCCAAGACUGCUUGGACACCCAAUUCAGCAUGCAAACAGAAGAGGGUGGGCGCUUCCGUUCCAUUCGUGAGUGCUGCUUCAGUGACAAGUGCAAUAACGUGAAUGUCUCUCUGUCAGAGCCUGUGGAACAUCCUCCCAAUCAGAUACUAUGCCCCUCCUGCUUUGACUUGGAUUCCGAGAACUGCACAGAAGGGGGGAAAGUGAUGAUCUGCACUGGUGAUGAGACGAAAUGUGUUGAGGGAGUCAUAGAGAUGAAAAUAAGUCUUCUAGGGUAUGCAAUUAAUAUGUUUAUCCAAGGAUGUGGAACACCAAGCAUGUGCACUGCUAGAUUUCCAAUGGAGAGUGUAUCGUCUGGUGAAACGAAAUUCAACAUCAAAGGAAUUCGGUGUAUCGAUGGCAUUGAAUACUUGACAGUGUAG
Messenger RNA from Eublepharis macularius, 679 nucleotides. Its product is annotated as phospholipase A2 inhibitor NAI-like. Lineage: Eukaryota; Metazoa; Chordata; Lepidosauria; Squamata; Eublepharidae. The record is from RefSeq and is a predicted model, not a curated record. The coding region runs from base 50 to 679 and encodes 209 amino acids. The transcript is spliced from 5 exons.